AUAUACAAUUUCGCUUCAUUCAAACAGAACUACAAGCGUAAAAUUGGGUUGGAAGAGGAAUCCAAUUGUGAAUGGAAAAGUGUAGAAUGUAACGAAUUUGUAUGCCUUUUUGUACUAGAAGAAUCCCCCGACGAAAGCCCCGAAAUCCCGAUCACACGCCACCGUAUAAUCAUCGAUGAAGAGUUAAACGUGAAAAUAGAUACGAAGGCCAAAGAGACUAAUGUUUUCCUGGCUGAAGGAGAAUCGCUAGCGUGCUAUUCCCAGCUUCUCACUAUUAUGAAUGUUUUAGCCGAACCAUCAUCCUACGGCGAAGAGGGUACCGAUGAAGAGUGGCUAGAAACAGAGUCACUUGAGCCGAUAGAAAACAUCCCAGAAGCAGCACCAGUCGUGGAUCCCCCGAUGCUCGAGAGAACAUCAACGAAGCAGUAUAAAUGUUCCUACUGCCCCAAAACAUUUUCCCGCCCAAUUCGACGGCGCGAGCAUGAGAAUGUCCAUACGGGUCAAAAACCGUACGAUUGUCCCUCUUGCUCACGUGCCUUUUCCACAUCGUCGAUGCUUUAUGCCCAUAGCCAGCUUCAUCACGGUGUGCAGAAUCAUGCCUGCCCCGAGUGUGGGAAAAAAUUCAACCGGUUACGCAACAUGAGACUACAUCAUCGAUUGGUGCACCUGAAGGAGAAACCCUAUGCCUGCCCAAUUUGCCAGCGACCCUACACGGAUUAUACGUGCUACAGGCGCCAUAUCAAAGUACACUCGCAAGGCGAUACCAGCGCUACGAAAAGUCAUAUUUCCACCACAAAAUGCAAACCUCCCAAGCGGGAACGACAACGCAAACCAGUCCAACAUGCACCGAAGCCGACAAAACCUACGAGUUGUCCACCGAAUGGUACGCGCCGGAAGAGAAAUACCCUUCCCAAAAACCACCGAUGCGAGCUAUGCGGUGCCCUUUUUGCCCGUCGGAGGAAUGUAGAAUAUCACGUUAAAUAUACGCACACCGGCAUCAAGCCGCAUGAGUGCGAGUUCUGCGGUAAAAAGUACGGCGAUAUUACCUCAUUCAAGCGGCACAUUCGGGCGCAUACGGAAAUAGCUUUGCAGCGACUUCCGACCCAGGGUGUGGAGGAAAUUGUUCUCCAGCGGCUAGAAACAUCGGGACUAGGUGCUCAGGAUGCGACGGUUAUGCCGGAUUUGUCACAGAAUACCGUGUUUACCAGCUAUUUAAUCCUUAAUCCGAUAAAUUAAGCUAGCAAUGUUACCGAACCAAAAGUUUAUAAUGCAAUAAAAAUGAGGAUAAACGAUGAAUUAGUAAUC
This is a messenger RNA of Anopheles coustani, 1305 nucleotides long. Its product is annotated as zinc finger protein 708-like. The transcript has a single exon. Gene Ontology annotation, cellular component: nucleus. The record is from RefSeq and is a predicted model, not a curated record. Lineage: Eukaryota; Metazoa; Arthropoda; Insecta; Diptera; Culicidae. The coding region runs from base 277 to 1236 and encodes 319 amino acids.